AGCCAUAUUUAUUAUCCUUUUUGACGUUGCUGUCACAAUCAAAACACAGCACGUGUGAAAAAUGCGUAUAGAAACGUGUUAUUUCUGCUCCUCCAGGAUAUAUCCUGGUCAUGGGAUCCAAUUCGUGAGAAACGAUUGCAAGAUUUUCAGAUUCUGCCGUUCAAAAUGCCACGCAGCGUUCAAAAAGAAGAAGAACCCGCGUAAAACCAAAUGGACCAAAGCUUACCGUAAGACCGCUGGCAAGGAAUUGGCUAUUGACCCAUCGUUUGAGUUCGAAAAGCGUCGUCACGCACCCGUCAAGUACAACAGGGAGUUAUGGACAAAGACCAUAGAAGCCAUGAAGAAGGUUGAGGAGAUUAGGCAGAAGCGGUCCAACAACUACAUCAUGCAGAGGCUGAGGAAAGGACGCGAGGUUGAGUGGCAGCGGGAUGUUAGAGAAGUGCAGAGGGAUAUCUCACUUAUCAGAUCACCAGCAGCAGGCCUCAAACAGCGACAAGCUGAAGAAGAGACCGAAAUGGAAGUGGAACCGGAAACAAUUGAAGUUGUUGACGCUAAGGGCCGCAAACAAAUCAUCGAGGCCCCAGUUAUGGUGCCCGCUGUGGGAGAAAUGAUCCAAGAUGGAGGCAACAUUGAACUAUAAAUUUGUUGUUCCAAAAUCUAUUCUUUAAAU
Molecule: messenger RNA, 670 nt
Organism: Cydia amplana
Lineage: Eukaryota; Metazoa; Arthropoda; Insecta; Lepidoptera; Tortricidae
Gene: RpL24-like
Product: probable ribosome biogenesis protein RLP24
Exons: 4
Coding region: 62-640 (192 amino acids)
Biological process (GO): ribosomal large subunit biogenesis
Cellular component (GO): nucleolus
Source: RefSeq, a predicted model, not a curated record